UGUACUCGGUGGUCGCCCACCUUGUGUGUCCCGGGCUCUUUACGCUCUCCCCGUGGCGGGUGGGAGUGCGGGGACCGAGGCGCGAGAUGAGCACCAUGUUCGCAGACACGCUGCUCAUCGUCUUUAUCUCCGUGUGCACGGCGCUGCUCGCCGAGGGCAUAACCUGGGUCCUGGUUUACAGGACGGACAAGUAUAAGAGACUGAAAGCAGAAGUGGAGAAACAAAGUAAAAAAUUGGAAAAGAAGAAGGAAACUAUAACAGAAUCAGCUGGUCGGCAACAAAAAAAGAAAAUAGAGAGACAGGAGGAGAAACUGAAGAAUAACAAUAGAGAUCUGUCAAUGGUGCGAAUGAAAUCCAUGUUUGCGAUUGGCUUUUGUUUUACUGCCCUAAUGGGAAUGUUUAAUUCAAUAUUUGAUGGUAGAGUGGUGGCAAAACUCCCUUUCACUCCACUUUCCUAUAUCCAAGGGCUGUCUCAUCGAAACCUGCUGGGAGAUGACACCACAGACUGCUCCUUCAUCUUCCUGUAUAUUCUGUGUACCAUGUCAAUUCGCCAAAACAUCCAGAAGAUUCUUGGCCUGGCCCCUUCACGAGCUGCCACCAAGCAGGCAGGUGGAUUUCUUGGCCCUCCUCCACCUUCUGGGAAGUUUUCUUAAAAGCAAACAGAAUUCUUUAAUUCCUGUUAAACAUUUUAGACAUCCAAGUCAGACUGGUUACAGGCAGCCGUCGCACUGGGCCAUGUUCUAGAUUUAUUUCUUAGCUUUCUUGCCAUGAUUAGAAUGAGAAUAGCAACCAAUAAAUGGGAUAGUGCUUUUGGUCACAGAUUUUUUUUUUUUAAUAAGUAGAUUUCAUUAGUUACGUUCGGGUCAUGUUUAUGCAACCACAAGCAAAUGUCACGUUUCUUAUUUCCGUCCUUACGUAUUUUUCUGUGGGACUAACUCUCAAGACCAUGUGUGUGCCACAUACCAUGGAAGCCAACUCUCCAUGAGUGUAAACAGCUCCGAGAAAAGCAGCUUUGCAACUAAACUUAAUGGAAGUUAUGUCACUUAAGAUCAAUAAAGAGCCAAGUUUUUAGCUAUUUCA
Molecule: messenger RNA, 1080 nt
Organism: Jaculus jaculus (lesser Egyptian jerboa)
Lineage: Eukaryota; Metazoa; Chordata; Mammalia; Rodentia; Dipodidae
Gene: Tmco1
Product: transmembrane and coiled-coil domains 1
Exons: 7
Coding region: 87-653 (188 amino acids)
Biological process (GO): endoplasmic reticulum calcium ion homeostasis
Cellular component (GO): endoplasmic reticulum; cytoplasm; endoplasmic reticulum membrane
Molecular function (GO): calcium channel activity
Source: RefSeq, a predicted model, not a curated record